Oikopleura dioica is the source of this 681-nucleotide messenger RNA. The record is from the annotation of a GenBank genome assembly. Lineage: Eukaryota; Metazoa; Chordata; Appendicularia; Copelata; Oikopleuridae.
AUGUACUCUUACAAAAAUGGAUUGGUGACAUCUGUCGAUCUCAAAGUUUUCGUUUCUGACGACUGGUACAAGGCUGGCUCAACGAAUUUCGUCCGCAAUUUUUACUAUCAGACUUUUGCUGAUAUAAAUAUCGCGUGCUUGCAAGUUCCCGAUCCAUGCGACGGAGUUGAAAACUGCUUUAACAUCGUUAAUGGCUGCGCCAUUGCACCUAGUCGAAAUAAUCUUCUCGCAACCGUCCCGGCUGCUCUGGCCUACAAAGCGUCAGCUGAGGUCUUCUGCGACCAUAGCGCCCCAAUCAACUGGGCUUGGACGGCUAUCCUUCGACUUGGUACAGGCCAAGAUUACGGAGCAGCUGGUGAUCGAACGUUCGUACUUUUCCGAUCAAGCGGUAGCAAUAAAGUGCACUUUGCAACAAAUAAUCCAGAAGGAUAUGAUCAUCACGAAUUUACGGAAAUUACGUGCACUGACGGUCAAUGGAGCACCUAUACUAUAGAAGUUACCAAUCGUGGAAGCGGACAACUUUCCUACGUCGCAAGUGUCGACGGCGCCACCAUAAUGUCGGGAAAUUACGCUUCGAGCAGAGCGAAAACCACCGGCACUCUCUCAGCAUACGUUGCCGACAAUCACUACGACCCUGCUCCCGCCUACAAAGUCCGAAACUUCUUUUACCAAAUUUUUUAA